CGCCGCUCACCUUCCCCGCUCACCUUCCCACAAUCCCCUGUGCAUCGCUCCGCGUGCUCCCGUUAAAUGAAUGGGGGCGGAACUUAGUCUGGCGAAUUCGGAAGCGGUGUAAACCCUACCAGUACAUACCGUAGCUACUUCAUACUCUCAUUAGGCCAAACUAAGACAUGUCGAAAAGGUCUGUAGUAUGGCAGCAUUUCAUUGUAGUAAUGGAUGACGCCAAAAAAGUGGAAUGCAAACUCUGCAAACAGCGGUUUGCUUACCAUAGUUCGACAACGAAUAUGACAUAUCACUUGAAAACAGCGCAUCCCCAGUACAGCACGAGCGCCUCAGCUGCUAGCUCAGGUUUAACCCAAACCAAUUUGGACCAGAAUUCCCCAAUCUCAGAAAAAAGAAAGAGAGAGAUAACCGAUGGUAUCGUGGACUUCAUUGCCUUGGACAUGCGGCCCGUUAACCUGAUAGAGGGCGUGGGAUUUAAGGACAUGAUGAAAAUCUUGGAGCCUGGUUACACUGUUCCAAAGAGAGAGACCGUUAUGCAUGCUCUGACAGCGAAAUAUGAGAACACAAAAGAGAAGGUUUUGGAGUCUAUCAAAAACAGCCAGGCAGUAAGUUUUACAACCGACAUGUGGACCUCACUGAGAAUGGAGUCUUACAUGACCGUAACUGCCCAUUUCAUUACGGAGGCCUGGGGACUGCAGUGUCUUGUGCUGGAGACAAAGCAAAUGGAGGAGAAUCACACCGCCGCCACCAUUGCGCAGAGACUUGGCGAAGUGGCCGACAAAUACGACAUCCCAGGAUGUAAAAGGGUCGCUGUGGUACACGACAACGCCGCAAAUAUGGUUUUGUGUGCAGAUAUACUGGGGCGGGAGGAGAAAUGGGCAGGCGUUAAAGGAAUCAGAUGUGCUGGACACACCUUACAGCUGUGCAUCAACGCCACUCUCAAUCAAGACCCCAUCUGUCGCACUGUGGUUGCAGCCAGACACCUUGUGGCUCAUUUUAAGAAGCGAACAAAAGCCAGAAAGGGACUAAAGGAGAAACAAAAAGAACAAAAGGUGGUUGAACAUGUCCUGAUCCAAGACGUUUCCAUGCGGUGGAAUUCUUCUCAGACCAUGUUAGCGCGUCUGAUAGAACAGAGAUGGCCUGUAACAGCAGUGCUCUCCGACCCCAACUACACUGGGAAAAAUGAACGCAACCUUAAUCUCACCCCAGCGCAAUGGGACAUGGCAGAGGACAUUUCAAAUGUGCUGAAGCCCAUUGUCACCCUGACUGAGCUGCAGUCCGAGGAGGAAAAUGCGUCCUUAUCUGCAACCAUACCCAUGCUGGCCAACCUCAAACGCCGCCACUUGGCACUAGUGGAGGACGACAGCCCCACCACUAAGAGUCUUAAAACAAGGCUGGUGGAGGAAUCUGACAAAAGAUGGCAGGUCAAAGACCGACUUUUUGAGAGUAGUAUAUACGUCCAAGCAGCAGUCGUAGACCCCCGCUUCAAGCUGCUUUCGUUCCUUGACGACGCAAAACGGGACGUAGCCUAUAUCAACGUGUCCCAGCUGGCCGACCGGUUGAGCGCUGAGGGAGACAGCUCUACACCCACGGAUGAAGAGGUACCCGCACCAAAAAGAAAGAAAACGGACAAGGAGCGGGAGAUUGAUAUGCUAAUGUGUGGAGAUGAGGGAGAGAAGGAGUUUCAGGGGGAUAGCAAAAAAGAAGUUAAGUAUUAUCUCCAAGAUAGAACGAAAGUCGACGCUGGACCACUAGCUUGGUGGGGGAAAAAUGAGGACAGGUAUCCGAAGCUGGCCAGAGCUGCGAAAUACCUCCUCUCGAUUCCGGCGACCUCCACUCCAUCAGAACGGAUCUUUUCCAAGGCAGGGUUUAUAUUCAAUAAAACGAGGAGCUGCCUUCUGCCCGAAAAUGUUGACAAGCUGGUGUUCCUGUCGCAUAACUUGAAAAGAUUAGGGAAGUAGGCUACCAAGUCUGUGCAAGUAGGCUAGUCCGAUACAGCUGACAGAUGGAGAAGAUGAAGCUAUUAUGCUAAAUGUUUGGAAUAUCCUAUGCUUAUUUUUGUAGCCUAGGCCAAUACGAGCCAUUUUAUAUGUUCAGCAUUAUAGUUUAAGUUGAUACAAUUUGGAGCUACAACUUGCCCUUUAUUUUCUUAUUCAUGCAUUUUAGUCAUAAUUAAACAUUUACUGUUCAACUCUGUUGAUUGAAUACUAGGCCUGCUGCUCAUUAUUUUAAUUAAGCACAAUUUAAAAAUUGUUAUGACCUUAAUUGGAUAUUUCCAUAUUUGAGAGAGAGAGCCGGUGAUAAGCUUAGCUUUUGUUAACCUAGGCUACUGUAGGUAUACUUCAGAUUGUUUAAGUAUGAUAAAGACCUUAGAAAGUUGUUACCUGGUGGUGGUAAAAACAAUAACGCCCCUGUGGUGUAUAAUCAGAGGUCCAGGCAGACAAAAUAUGAAAUGUUCAUUUCUAGUGACUUGAAAAAGACAUGGGCAAAUUUACAAGGCUUUAGAUGGGCCUUGCAGAGUUGCAUGGCACAGUCCAAUCUGUUUUAGGGCCACGGCCAUUCAUACUGUACUGCACACCAGUGUGACAUAUGUUCAAUUAAACAACCAUUUUGUACUC
This is a messenger RNA of Salmo salar (Atlantic salmon), 2618 nucleotides long. RefSeq names its product E3 SUMO-protein ligase ZBED1. Lineage: Eukaryota; Metazoa; Chordata; Actinopteri; Salmoniformes; Salmonidae. Gene Ontology annotation, molecular function: protein dimerization activity; DNA binding. The record is from RefSeq and is a predicted model, not a curated record.